GCUGUCUGAUGCUGUCACUAUGACUACCCCCAGUCAAGCCAAUGUGAUGUCAUCAUGACGUGAUCAGCUGAAAACUUGGUGGACUCAAAACUUCAUUCUGUGUUGAUAGGGAACUUCUACCGAUGCUGCCUGAACCAGUUCUUAAGUCAGGUACUGGGAAUGACUCGCACUGGGCUCAACUAAAACGAUUGUGAUUCAGAGAGUGUGCUGUUCAGUGGAAAUAUGCAAAUAAGCUAAUCUUUUACAAUGGCAGGAAUAACAAUCUGUCAGUCUGUCCUGGAACGGAUCAGCCACAGUCACCUGGACUGCCCGAUCUGCUCCAAUCGUUUCAAACAUCCUAAACUCCUCGACUGCCUUCACAGUUUCUGCACUGAGUGCCUGGAAGGCCUCCGCCAGACGCAUGACCCGGACUCGCCAACUCUCGUUUGCCCAAUCUGUCGGAAGGAGACCAGACUAUCAAAGGACGGUGUGAGCGCUCUGGGAAACAAUUUUUCCCUGAUGGCACUGGUGGAAGAGUUCAACAGGCAAGAAGAGCUUCUAAGGGUUCUGAGGUCAAAGGUCAGAUGUCAGCAAUGCGACUCGAUGGAGGAAGUGGUCUUCAAAUGCACUGACUGUGAUCACUUCAUGUGUCUGAAAUGCAAGGAAGUGCAUGAACAGUUGGAGAACUCAGAGAAUCACCGACUUGUUGCCAUUUCUGAUCCAUCUAUUGGGAAAUAUCCCAUCGGAAAAACUCCUCAAAGACAACGUUCCGAAGAAGUCCGAUGCAAGAAGCACGGAGACUUGUUCCACUUUUAUUGCAACACAUGCCAAGUGCUGGUCUGUACGGCCUGCACAGCUCUGGACCAUCACUCUCCGGAGCACGACUUUGUGGAAGUCUCGUCGGCCGAGGAGUCCUGCAGAAAAGAACUCCAGGACUUACUCUGUCGAGUGAAACGCAGCAAGAAAGAAACCCAGGAUGCCAUGGAUCUUACAGACAUGGCUCUGUGCAAGCUGAAGGCUGCCGCCAAUCAGGUGGUAACUGAGAUAACGGAGGCCGCGAACCGUGAGGUGGACAAGGUUCGACAGAGGGAGGUUGCGCUGAAGAGAAGGGUAGGGCAAAUUGAUCAAGACAGGUCAGCUGUGUACGACAGGUCCUUUGUUGGCUACUGCGCUCAGCUACAACACGCAGACAAAACAAUAACAAGAGUUUGUGAGCUUUUGGAAGGUUGUACUUCUCUGGAGUUACUGGCACAAAAACAAACCAUCCAAAGUACUUUGAGGGCUGCUGCAGAUAAGUACUCUCCACCAAAGCUUGAUGAGCUAUUCUUUGGAACUUUCAAUUUUCAAAGCAAGGAGAUUCCACAGAACUUUGGUCAAUUUGUGUUGAGCAAAUGGAAGCUCAGGGUUGAGUUUGGUGCCGGGGGAGAUGUCACAACCUCAUUCCAGAUGGCACAAGAAGUAAGUACAUUUGCUGACGGGGACAUCCUCACUGCGGAUGCUGAUAAAAACAAAGUGACUGUGCAUGAUCCAAAAGGCCAAUUUAAGUGCUAUUUUGAUGGGAAAACAGACCAGUCAGAAAAAUGCCUGAAGGUUCCAAGUAGUAUCUCAGUUAAUCAUCAGGACGAUCGGCUGUUCGUUGUGGAUGGUCCAGUUGUGAAGGUGUUCAACCAAGAACAAAUGCACCUGUACAACUUUGCUCCAUCCUUAGCAGGCGUGUGUUGUGAACACGAGGCAGGAUUAAAGUCUGUGGAUGAUAGUAGAGACACAACGGAAAAGAUAGCUGAAAUAUCCACCGCACGCCAGGAGGCAUUGAACCUUAAUACUGAACCUGAAGCAGGAACAAUGGGUGCUUCAGAACCAGUGGCAGCAGUAGGAUCUGAACUGGUUGCAGAAGUGGGAUCCAAAGCGACUUCAGAUGUCAAAACAGAGGCAGUUACAAAAUAUAUCGCAUCCUGCCUUGCUGUCGCUGAUAGCUUGGUCGCACUCGGAGUUGAAACAAAGAAAGUUAUAUCCCUUCACAACCUGGAUGGAUCACCGAUUCGAACUCUCCCUGCUGAUCUUGUUGAAGAUAACCUUGCAAUCAACAAGACUAAAGAACUCAUCUUCACAAAUUACAGACGGUCAAGGUUGGUGUCCAUGGACCUCUACGGAAACAAGGUGUUCUCUGUCGAGACGACACACAAAGGGAAGCUUGUGAAACCCAUGGGGGUUUGUUGUGAGGGUCACUCUAACAUUUACGUUGCCGUUCAUCUGGGGCUAGGACGUGGCGAAGGUGAAAUCCAUCACUACGACAACGAGGGAAGGAAGGUUGGGCACAUCAUCCAGAGCCUGUACAACCCUCUGGGUUUGGCACUGACUCCUAGAGGAGAACUGGUUGUGGCUGAUAAGAACUCUGUCAAGAUCUUCCAGAAAGUCAAAUGCAACACGGAGAUUAGUGAUUUGACUUAUGUGUAG
Messenger RNA from Patiria miniata (bat star), 2433 nucleotides. RefSeq lists its product as uncharacterized. Gene Ontology annotation, molecular function: zinc ion binding. The record is from RefSeq and is a predicted model, not a curated record. The transcript has a single exon. The coding region runs from base 247 to 2433 and encodes 728 amino acids. NCBI's taxonomy places the organism in Eukaryota, Metazoa, Echinodermata, Asteroidea, Valvatida, Asterinidae.